Messenger RNA from Chilo suppressalis (striped riceborer), 1545 nucleotides. Lineage: Eukaryota; Metazoa; Arthropoda; Insecta; Lepidoptera; Crambidae. The record is from the annotation of a GenBank genome assembly.
CCGCAGAUACCUUCGUCGAGGUACCCCGUUGGCGACGGAUGCGCCAUUCAUUUCCCAGACAUUAAAAAACAGUUUUAUUUCAUUUUGUUCUUUUGUGAGUAAUCUGGAGGGAGCCAUAUUCAUUAAAUACUAUUACUUCUGUAAUUCUCGAUAAUAUUCAUAUCUUAUUUGCAGAAAUCAACUCUGAGAUAUUGGUAUUAGAUCUUAGCCACAAGUAUCAGAAAGUGGAAGGCUUCGGAGGUGCUGUUACCGAUUCCGCCUCCAUCAAUUGGCUGAACCUCACUGAACCCAGUCUUAGGCAAGCACUUAUCAACUCGUACUUUAGCAUUUCGGGGUUGGAGUAUAACAUGUUGCGCGUGCCCAUCGGGGGGUGCGACUUCUCCACCCACCCUUACGCCUACAACGAGCAACCGAGCGACGACCUGACUCUCAGCAACUUCUCUCUAGCGUAUGAGGAUUAUCAAUACAAGAUCCCGAUGAUCAAGUCAAUACUGCAGACUGCCGUGAAUCCUGUGCAUAUAUUAGCCACCACUUGGUCACCACCCCUCUGGAUGAAAACUGACGAGAUGUGGGGUCAAGAGAAUGAACUCAAACCAGAGUACUACCAGACAUAUGCUGACUACCAUAUCAGAUUCAUAGAGGAGUACAAAGCCAACGGUAUACCGAUUUGGGGUAUCAGCACAACGAAUGAACCGUCUAAUGGCAUGAUAGGUUAUGUGCAAUUCAACAGUCUCGGCUGGUCGCCUUUUAAGCAGGGCAAAUGGAUAGCGGAAAACUUGGGUCCAACCGUCAGGAGCUCUCAGUACUCUGAUUUAAAAAUUUUGGCGAAUGAUGAUAAUAGGGUCACUAUACCGUGGUGGUUUACUUUGAUGGUUAAUAUAAUACCAGAUGCGCUCCAGUACAUUGAUGGCAUAGCAGUUCACUUCUAUUUGGAUAAAGUUAUCCCUCCAGAGGUGUUGUCCCUUGUCACUGAUAUAUAUCCGGAUAAAUUUUUGAUAUCAACGGAAGCCUGCGAAGGUGGUUUUGACACUCAAAAAGUUAUACUUGGAUCUUGGGAUAGAGCCAAAAGUUACAUUACUGACAUCUUGCAAGAUCUGAAUUAUAACGUGGUUGGCUGGAUAGAUUGGAACCUCUGCCUUAACGCCCAAGGAGGUCCGAACUGGGUGGAAAAUUUCGUGGAUUCUCCGAUCAUAGUGUUCCCUGAGAACAAGGAGUUUGUGAAGCAGCCAAUGUUCUACGCUCUGGGGCACUUCUCAAAGUUCUUGCCGAGGGGUUCACAGCGAAUUAAAGUCAAUCAAAGGACACCGCCUCGAUCGUCGCCAGUGGAUAACGUGGCAUUUUUGACUACUCGAAAUACGGUGGUUGUCAUUCUGUACAAUGAUGGUGGACCAAGAAGUGUUACCAUACAACUGGGCCAGAAGAAGGCAGUCGUGCCGAUGGAAGCUAGAUCCGUGGUCACCGUCGAGAUGGCUCUCAAGCAAAACUAACUGACAGACUACCUACUCAUUCAUGUAGUUCGACUCGCUGAAAUUAAAUAUGACAAUG